Messenger RNA from Xenia sp. Carnegie-2017, 2107 nucleotides. Its product is annotated as trichohyalin-like. The transcript is spliced from 3 exons. NCBI's taxonomy places the organism in Eukaryota, Metazoa, Cnidaria, Anthozoa, Malacalcyonacea, Xeniidae. Bases 513 to 1709 code for a protein of 398 amino acids. The record is from RefSeq and is a predicted model, not a curated record.
CAAAGGCAUAAAAUUUGAAACACAGUUGCUUGAAUCCAUCAAGAAAGGCACCUGUCGAUUGUCGCGUUGUACAAGCACAUCUCUCUUUAUUUCGUCGACAUUAUGUGUUUGAAUCCUUACAAAGGAGAAAACACCAAACCGCAGCAUGGGAAUAAAAUGAAACAAUAUAACUGAGUAAAAGUCAAGACUUUUAUCAAUUGGCAAUAGUUCUGUGAUAUAUAUUUAUAGAUUGUCACUUGGCAUCAGUACAGAAAGGUCAUUCUAAAAAGCUUAAUAAAAUUCUUGAAAAUCUUUAAGCCAAAAGCAAGCUGAGAAGGACAUAUUGAAAUCGACAAUUGACAACAGCACGACAUUCACACAGAUGACAGACAUUGACAUUUUGUUUAUGUCAAAAAUCAAAUUCGCCAAAAUAUUAGUCAAAUUGAAUUUUAAAAACCGUUCACAAAACUUCGUGAAUACAGCCAAGAACAUUACAGCCAAUUCAAAGUCGAACGUUUUGAAGCGAUUGAAGAAUGGAAGGCACCAAAAGAGAAGAUGAACCGGUGAUUCACGAUAUUGAGGAAGCAUUUCUUCUUGAAAAGGCUGAAUUAAUGCAGGGUUUUAUGGAAGAAAGCAAACGUCUUGAAGUUGCGCAUCGCGAAGAAAUGAAUGAAUUGGUUCGCUGUCUAGAGCGAGAAAAAGAAAAAAUGAAGGAAGCUUUUGAGUAUGAGAAACAAGAACUGCAAAAAUACUUUGACAACGAGAAAGACAAAAUACGUCGCGAGUUUCAAGGCGAGAAACACGUGUUAAAGCAAGCGUUUGAAGACGAGCGUCUAUCAAUGGUAAGACAACAUGAUGAUGACAUAUCAAAUAUGAAACGAUUAUUCGAGCAAGAAAAGGAAGAAAUCAGAGAAGGAUUUGAACAACAAAUGAAACGACGCGAGGAAGAAUUUCUACUUGAAAAGCGAAAUCUGGAAGAAAGGCUCAACAUGGAAAUUGAACGUGUUGCGGAGAUUGAAGGUGAAUUAAAACAAAUAUUAUUGAAUGCAUUUAGUCAAUUGGGACAGCUAUAUGAACACGAAGGUGAGCAAAUAGCUAGUGAAUACACUACAGAAAAGCCUGAGGCGGAUCGCGAGGAUACGAGUACGAAGUCUGAGCGAAGGAAGAGCAAGAUCAGUCGAAAAGGUUCCUCCACUUACGAUGAACGUAAUGAAAUGGGAAAUAUUCUCACAAAAUGCCGUUCAGCUAUUGAACGCGAAUUUAGUCUGGAGAUGUAUGAAAUGGAACAACGAUUUCGUCAACAGAAAAACGAUUUAAUGGAGAUAUUCAAGUUGGAAAAACGUGAUCUGGAGAGGAAAACGAAACGUGAAAAACGCGAAAUGGAACGCGAAUUUGAAACACGGUAUGCGAAACAAAUGCAACAAGAACGAUUAAAGUUUGAUGCUGCCAUACAAGGAUAUGAAAACGAUAUUGCUUUGGUUAAAUAUCAAAAAGAACGUCUGGAAAUAGAAUUCAAUAUGGAAAUGGAGAAAUUAAAGUUGAAGCACGAUCGACAAAUGGUGGAAGUGGAGAAGAAAGUUUUAAGAGAAAAGAGAGAGUUGAAGCAAAUACUUGAAACAGAGUAUAAAGUUCAUUUAGCGGAGGAAAAAGGAAGGCUGGAAUGGUUUGUAAGAAAAUUACAAGGAAAACAAGAAUUCGGACAAAGUUUUAGUGGUUUCAGGGAGACCUGAUAUAAUUCAUAGCUACCCCCGGUCUACACAAAUAUAGUUUUUUUGACAAUUUAUCUCGACCGUUGAGCCUCAUAUUUAUUCAAAGAUGAAAAAUUAAACGUUGAAACAGAGGAUUGUUUUAUUUCUAAACAAUAUUUUCCUUACAGAUUCACAGAAUAAGUGUAGCACAUGUUUGCAGCUUGUGUAAACACGUCGAUCACAUGAUCAAAGGUUUAUUUCAAACAAUUUACCUACAGGAAAGCCGCCCUAUUUAUAAUCCAGUUGAUCAUAUCCUCUUAUAAACUAACAUAAAUACACAAAUACUACUACAAAGUUCAAAUGUUACAGCAGAUUUAUCUUCUAAAUUAUGAAAUCCUAAAGUGAAAUUUGAAAUACUCUAUUAAAAUACAUUUCACAAA